Anisakis simplex (herring worm) is the source of this 711-nucleotide messenger RNA. Lineage: Eukaryota; Metazoa; Nematoda; Chromadorea; Rhabditida; Anisakidae. The record is from the annotation of a GenBank genome assembly.
AUGCAGUCGUCGCUAUUGUGUCGCCAAGCAAAGUUAUUCACUCUGCUCACUAAACGAUGUUCGAGUUCUGGAUUGAUGGUGCAUCGUGAUACGCCCGAAAAUAAUCCAAAAUCUCGCUUCGAAUUCACAUCUGAAAAUUUGAAAAGAAUAAAACAAAUUGUAGCGAAUUAUCCGGAGGGACAUAAGUCUGCAGCCCUAUUACCAGUGUUAGAUUUAGCGCAGAGACAACAUGGUUGGCUACCGAUAUCGGCGAUGCAUGAAGUGGCGCGUGUUCUCGAAAUUCCGCGAAUGCGUGUCUACGAAGUGGCCACUUUCUACACAAUGUUCAAUCGUCAGCCUGUUGGGAAGUACUUCAUUCAAGUUUGUGCCACAACUCCGUGCAUGCUUCGUGGUGCUGAGUCGAUCACUGAGGCCAUUCAAAAAAAACUUGGAAUAAAAGUUGGUGAAACAACAAAAGACGGCCUUUUUACGUUGGCUGAAGUGGAAUGCCUUGGUGCUUGCGUUAAUGCGCCGAUGUUUCAGUUGAACGAUGAUUUUUAUGAAGAUCUUACGCCAAAAGAUGUGGACGACAUUAUCGAUGAAUUGAAGGCUGGCAAACGACCAAUGCCAGGGCCAAGGAGUGGACGUCAGGCAGCUGAACCACUUGGCGGAUUGACAUCGCUGAAAAGUCCUCCAACAGGCCCUGGUUUCGGUAUUCAGCCAGGACUGUGA